Closterium sp. NIES-67 is the source of this 1496-nucleotide messenger RNA. NCBI's taxonomy places the organism in Eukaryota, Viridiplantae, Streptophyta, Zygnematophyceae, Desmidiales, Closteriaceae. The record is from the annotation of a GenBank genome assembly.
UGACUUCAGUCAGGCUACCCUGGCUGUAGUUAGCCUCGCGGCGUUCUCACGCGAUAGAAGUCGGCCGCGUGAGUGCCAAGUCCGAAAGGCCUAGGCCUACGAUAGCCGGUCUUGAGGAGUAGCUCGGAGAAAAGCCGAUUGGUGUGCCAGUGAUUGGUGUGUGUUUGAGUAAAGCCGAGCGACGAAGCGACGCCACGUUACCUUCAGCGCUGACACUCUCGUUCGUCGGCUCUCCAUGAUCGCCAUGCGGUAGCCUUUCCAACAUGCGCCGAACAGCUCCCAAGGCUCGCACGAGCGUUCCCCCCGAGGACAAACCCCCCAGGUUCGCGCGACCCACGAGGAUCGCGAGUGUCGUCUUCGCCUUGGUCCUGCUCGCCGUCACCGCGCGUUCUUACACCAGCCGUCAGCACUCUGACGUUUCAGACGGUUUAGCUUCCCGAGAUGACGUCAGCGAUCACGAGCCGACGUCAGCAGCGUCCGCCAAUGACGGCGAUCAGACAUUCCCCACGGUCGAGCCGAGCCAGGCGGCGAGGAUCGCGUUUCUCUUCCUCACGCGAGGCCCGCUGCCGCUCGCCCCGCUGUGGGAGAGAUUCUUCCAGGGCCACGAGGGCUAUUACUCCGUCUACGUCCAUGCAUCUGACCCGUCCUUCGCCUUCCCUCCUGGCUUCUCCCCUACAUUCCGAGAUGCUCUCAUCCCAGGAGGCAAGGUGGUGUGGGGCGACUUCUCCAUGGUGGCGGCGGAGCGCAAGCUGCUUGCCGCUGCGUUCGUCGACCCGCGCAACGCCUUCUUCGCCCUCGCCUCUGAGUCGUGCAUCCCCGUGUGGCCCUUCACCUACGUGUACAGCUACAUUGCCUCUGCCAACGUCAGCCUGCUCGAUGCGCACCAUGACCAGUACGAAAUGGCAUUCCAUCGCUACGAGCGAUGGAAGCUCGAGCCAGUGAUUCGAAAGAAGGAUUUCGUGGGAGGCAGUCAGUGGUUUGUGCUGAGGAGGCGGCACGUGGCUAUGAUAAUGAAGGACUCGGCGCACUACCUCGCACACCAGAGGAGCUGCCAGUUCCGCAUGAAGACUGGCAGCCGCUUCUGCUGCGCUGACGAACAUUACGUCCAAGUGCUGCUACAUAUGUAUGACCCUGUGGGGAUAUCCCGCUACCCAACGACCUUUGCCGAUUGGAGCCUGGCAGAGUGGCACCCCAAGCUGUUUGUGGCUGAAAAUGUCACGACCGACCUUAUAACGAGCAUAAAGUCCUCCAAGCAAUUCGUCUCCUACCGCAAUUUCUGGAAGGAUUUUCAGAGCAACUACUCCUAUAUUGAAGAUCCAUCUCUUCCACAACCUGAACGGUCGCCAUCAAACGGAUUUUGUUCCAUCAACGGAUUGCCAAGAAAUUGCUUCCUAUUUGCGCGCAAAUUUGAUGAGUCGACGAUAGAGUUUCUAUUAGAUCAUUGUAAGGAGCUUUUGGGCUUUUGAAGUGGCACUGUUUGCCCCCCCUGGUACGCG